Molecule: messenger RNA, 462 nt
Organism: Prorocentrum cordatum
Lineage: Eukaryota; Dinophyceae; Prorocentrales; Prorocentraceae
Source: the annotation of a GenBank genome assembly
AUGAGGUCCAGACGUCGCAACUUCUUCACGCCAGGCGCUUUCGCCCGGUGCCGGGUGACCCUGCUGCAGACGGGCCGGGACUUCUCUGCCAGCCCGGCGGACGGCGAGCACAGCCGCGGCGAUCUCGCCAGCGCGCUGCCCCAGCCGGCGGGCACCGGCGGCCGGGAGGCCUCCGCGCCCGCGGCGGGCGGCCUCGCCGGCGGGCCGCCCGCGGCAGGCCAGAACGCCACCGCGCCCCUGGGCGGCGGACAGCCCGCGGCCGGCCGCGACGGCCACGGAGCGGCCGCCGCGCCCGCGGCGGGCAGGCGGAAACUCCUCACGCAGAUGUACAGGCGCAGCGGCGCGGCCACCUGGACAGACGAGCGGCUGGGGCGAGAAGCCGGGCGAGUUCCCGGAAUUGCUGGUCCAGCGCACGGCAAGCGCUGGCUUCGACUGGAGCCCGCAGGUGCUCACGGCCGUUAA